Messenger RNA from Coniophora puteana RWD-64-598 SS2, 2526 nucleotides. Its product is annotated as cytochrome P450. Bases 584 to 2143 code for a protein of 519 amino acids. NCBI's taxonomy places the organism in Eukaryota, Fungi, Basidiomycota, Agaricomycetes, Boletales, Coniophoraceae. The transcript has 10 exons. Gene Ontology annotation, molecular function: oxidoreductase activity, acting on paired donors, with incorporation or reduction of molecular oxygen; monooxygenase activity; iron ion binding. The record is from RefSeq and is a predicted model, not a curated record.
GAGCCCCACACCUCUUGAUACCAAGCGUAUCUGUACAUCCGGGUCCGGCUUCCAGUGUGAUUCUAAGAAACAAUAAGCUGCGCCAAAUAUUCCGAUCAUCUUGGGAAUUGAUUGGCAUGAAUUCUCGGGGCAUUCCAAACUGCGCUCGGCUGCUGUCGACGGUGGCGUGGUGCCAGUGAGGAUCCUCCUCGGACAACGUUCCUUCGCUACUUUCGUCGCUCCUUGUCACCGGUUAACCCCGUUCCAGCAUAAACUACUCUCAAAAUUAACUUCCAUGAGCUGGUACACCACGUUUCGUUAUCCAACAGCUCCUCGUUGUGAUCCAGAGCUGGGCUAGUCUAUUCCACUGUCCGAUCAGGGAGGAUGCCAGAACCGGGUUCCUCUCACACCACCGCGAGGGCUCACAAUGACGUGCAACAUUCCAAAAUCUCGUUGCUGUGUCUCAGUCUGCACGUCUCCGCCGAUGCCGCCAUACUCCUGAGUGCUCAUAUAAAUCUUCAAACCUUCCCCACUCAUCCACUAGUGUCUCUUAUUCCCUCUCCGUACUACCCACACGCUAAGGGAAUCAAGUCCCACCUUCAUUAUGUCGCACAUCCAAAGCGCCGCCUUUCCUUCCACUUCUUGGAUUCCGUACCUCUUUCUUGCAUUACUCGCACUCUAUGUUGGAUCUCGUGUCAUCUACAACCUCUUCCUCUCACCUCUUAGCUCGAUUCCAGGCCCAUGGUAUGCCGCGGUGUCGAACCUAUGGAUGACGACGCAUGUUCUACGCCUGCAGCAAUGCAAGACCAACCACGCUCUGUUCGAGACAUACGGUCCCGUCGUGCGCGUCGGGCCGAACAAGGUCAUCUUCAAGGACCUCAGCGCUAUGCGCAGCGUCUACUCGACGCACAAGUUUGACAAGAGUUCCUGGUACAAGGGACUUCUGACAAACGAGAACGAUCAUGCUAUGACCACUCUAGACCACGCCAGCCAUGCCAUCCGACGCAAAGGUUACGCACCUCACUACGUUCCCGCCAACAUUGCCAUGUUUCAGCCUGAAGCGAAUGACUACACAAACGAACUAUUGAAGGGGCUGGACCGGUUUAAUGGUCAGGUCGUAGACUGCCUUUCCCUCUUCAGGCAUUACAUGGUCGACAUGAUCAUCACCUCGUCUUAUGGCUACCGCCAAGGUUCUAUCAAGAAAUGGUUUUCCGGAGAAGAAGAUCCCAUGUCAAACGCCAUUGCGGACUUCCCGAAACGGGGCCUUAUCCGUAGUGCUAUUCCAACAUGGUUUUGGGACCUUCUCUGUCAAAUUCCUGUUAGGCGCUGGCGAUUGCUGUGCGACUCUGACAGGAUCAUGGGCGAGUUUGUUGGCGCUAGGGUGUAUGAUAUGCGUGCUCAGGUCAACGCGGAGAAGCUUCACGAGGUUGAGAAGGUUCCCCUACUUCAGCGUUUGCUUGGGUAUAAGUAUACCUCCACGAACGAGAAUAUGCCUGACCAUGAUAUCAUCUCCGAGCUCAUGGGGCACAUGAUUGCGGGGUCUGACACCACGUCUAACACUCUAUCAUACAUGUUCUGGGAGCUCAGUCGUCGUCCUGACGUGAUGAUCAAGCUUCAGAACGAGCUAGAUGCUGUUAUGCCGGACUCGAGGGCCAUUCCUGACAUAUCGACCCUCCAGAAGCUGCCGUACCUUAACGCCUUUUUGAACGAAGGACUUCGUGUCUACAGCGCCGUUCCCAGCCCUCUCGAGCGUGUGGUCCCCCCUUCUUCAAAGGGCAGCCCCUCGGAUGACUGCUUCGACCUGAUGGGCUACGCCCUCCCGCCUGGCACAAUCGUGUCUACGCAGGGCUGGUCCAUGCACCACGACGCCGCCGUCUUCCAUUCCCCGGACACCUUCCUUCCCGAUCGUUGGCUAGAGUCAUGCAACAACCCCACCAACCUGUCGAAGAUGGCUCAGUAUAUGAUGCCGUUCGGCGCGGGCGCCCGCAUCUGCGGUGGCAAGAACCUCGCGCAUAUGAUGCUUCGCAUCGCCAUCGCAUCCGUCGUUCGUAACUUCAACGUUGUUGCCCCGGCAGAAACGAACGCCACUAGCAUGGAUAUCAAGGAUAGCUUUGUUAUCUUCCCUGCAGCCAUGGAAUGCAAGCUUGCGUUCCAUCCUCGCUGAUUCUUCAGCUGUAUACCUUUGUAAGUACCUGCAUAUUGCAUAUCAACAGUUAGCUACUCGACAGCUCGUUCCGCAUUGGUUUCUUGAUACUUUUUGCUGCAUUGUUAUCGUAUACCGCAUCGCACUUACAUAGUGCCGUAGUCUUCUUGGUCACGCUGGGUAGUACCCAUCUUGCAUUUUUCUUUUCUCCGUAUUUAUUAGAUUCAGGUAAUUGCAUGAUGGAACGCAAGGAAAUUGUAUGCCUAGUUGCUUGUACCUCGUUUGUGUUUUCAUGGAUAAUUGAGUCAGGGGUUUGCUCUUGUUGGUUUCACUGAAGGUUCUUGGCCUGUUCGUCUUGCUGCGCUGUUGUUCGAUUAGAGUUAGAUAUCGAACCAUCAUGAGCG